AUGGCAAAUCCCAUCAACCAAAAUGUAUUCACUCCUAUCUUUAAUGGUGAAAAUUUUGAUUUUUGGUAUGUGAAAAUGAGAACUAUUUUUGUCUAUACGGAGCUUUGGGAUCUUGUUGAGAAUGGGUUCGAGGAACCUGAAGAUGAAGAAGCUUUGACAAAUCCCCAAAAGAACCAAUUAAAAGAGCAAAGGAAGAAGGAUUCAAAGGCUCUCUCUUUUAUUCAACAAGAAGUUUCAGAAGCAAUCUUUUCAAGAAUUAUCAAUGCAACAAAAGCGAAGGAGGCAUGGGAUAUUCUUCAGAAAGAGUAUAGAGGCAACUUGAAGGUAAGAACCAUCAAACUUCAGUCAUUGAAAAGAGAUUUUGAAAAUUUAAAGAUGAAGGAUAUGGAAUUGUUGAAGGAUUAUUUUUCUAGGGUUAUGGAACUUAAAUACAAUCCCAUUGUUGCUGUCAUUGAAGAAACUAAAGAUCUUGCUGAGUUGAGUAUUGAAGAAUUGAUGGGUUCAAUUAAAACAUUUGAGCAAAGGUUGAGUAGGCAAUCUGAAAAGUCAAUUGAAAGUGCCUUUCAAUCCAAGCUCAAUGUUAGUACCUCUAAUUCCCAAGGAAGAGGAAGAGGAGCAGGAAGAAAUGCAACCGGAAGAGUAAAGAGGAAGAGGAAGGUCUAA
This is a messenger RNA of Camellia sinensis, 663 nucleotides long. The record is from RefSeq and is a predicted model, not a curated record. NCBI's taxonomy places the organism in Eukaryota, Viridiplantae, Streptophyta, Magnoliopsida, Ericales, Theaceae.